AUGGCGCCCAAAAUCACUCUCUACACAGCUCACCACUGCCCCUUUGCGCACCGAGCGCAAAUCGCCCUCCGCGAACUCGAGCUCGAAUUCGAGACCGUGAUCGUGGACAUCACCAUUCCGCGCACUCCAGAAUACCUCGCUAUCAACCCACGAGGACUCGUUCCAGCCCUGGUCUACAAUGGCCAGGUACUGACCGAAUCCGCACUAAUAACAAAAUUCCUUGUCGACUCCCAUCAUCCCACGCAUCUACUCAAAUCCAGUUCCGAGUUAGAUGGCGCUAGACAACGUUACGAUUCUGAAUUCUUUGUGGAGACGUAUUUCAACAAGGUUCAUGUGUUUUUUGACAAGGCUGUUUAUUCCAAAACGGCUGAAGAGACCGCAGCAGCAGCGAAUCAGUAUGUUGAUGCUAUUGUGAAAGAGGUUGAAGCUCUUCUGGAAGAUGCUGAGCCGUACUUUGGGGGAUCGAAGCGUCUCACGCUGGUAGAGGUUCAAACGGGAUCAUUUCUUCUUCGCGUCCUUGCAUUGCCCAAUCACGAGCAAAUCUUGCCACGUUUCUUACUCGAGUCCCUACAGACGAAGGCGCCAAACUUUUGGAAAUGGGCCAGUGCCGUUGUGGCCGAGAAAAGUGUUACAUGCGUGUGGGAUGAGGACGAUGUUGUCAAACGUACAAUAGCAAGAAUCAACCGAUGA
Messenger RNA from Talaromyces amestolkiae, 690 nucleotides. RefSeq lists its product as uncharacterized. The record is from RefSeq and is a predicted model, not a curated record. Bases 1 to 690 code for a protein of 229 amino acids. Gene Ontology annotation, cellular component: cytoplasm. The transcript is spliced from 2 exons. NCBI's taxonomy places the organism in Eukaryota, Fungi, Ascomycota, Eurotiomycetes, Eurotiales, Trichocomaceae.